AUGAAAGGCGUUAUGAGAUUUGGAAAGAAGGGGAAACUUAGCCCCCACUAUAUUGGUCCAUAUAGAAUCCUGCGAAGGAUCGGACAGGUGGCUUAUGAGUUAGAAUUGCCACAAGAACUAGCUGCUGUACACCCAGUGUUUCAUGUGUCCAUGUUGAAGAAAGUCAUGGGAGACCCGUCACUUGUGGUUCCUACGGAGAUUAUAGGGGUUAAGGACAACCUGUUUUAUGAGGAAAUUCCAGUUGAAGAGACUACACGGGAAACCGAGGAAGACAUGAAGUCCAAAUAUCCCCAUCUCUUUGAAGAGCAAAAGGAAAAUGUGGAAG
Molecule: messenger RNA, 325 nt
Organism: Nicotiana tabacum (common tobacco)
Lineage: Eukaryota; Viridiplantae; Streptophyta; Magnoliopsida; Solanales; Solanaceae
Source: RefSeq, a predicted model, not a curated record